AUGAAAGUCUUCAUUUUCCUUGUGCUGGGCUUGGCCGUUUCUUCUGCGGACACAGCACCAAACGUCCAAAGGAGCUCCAUUAAUGAUGACGACUAUCUUUGGGAAUCCCCAGUCCCAUAUGUUUUGGGAAAUGACCUUGAGAUCAAUGCUAAAGGAGUGAUCCUGAGGGCCCUCGACGAGUACAGGCUCAAGUCAUGCAUUGACUUCAGACCAAGGAACGAAGAAUACUAUUACAUCUCCGUCAGAAAGUUAAACGGAUGCUUCUCAUAUGUUGGAAGGACAUUUAGUGGACAGGAACUCUCCAUCGGGAGAUUUUGUGAUUCAAUCGCCACUGUUCAACAUGAGUUUCUCCACGCUCUUGGCUUCUUCCAUGAACAAAGCCGCUAUGACCGAGAUGAUCAUGUAAAGAUUCUGUUUGAGAACGUCGAAAAAGGUUUUGAGAACAACUUUCAGAAAGUUAAUAAGACAGACAGCACGGUUUCGGGACUCCCAUAUGACUACAACUCAGUGAUGCACUAUGGCUCUGGAGCAUUCUCCAAUGGAAACGGGUCUACAAUUGUCACCAAAGAUCCAAACUUCCAGAAUGUGAUUGGUCAAAGACUGCAAAUGAGUCCAAUCGAUGUUAAGGAGCUGAACCGCCGCUACAAAUGCAAUUCAACCACUGCAUUUCACAUGUUCUGCAGCUUCUCUAAUGGAAACAUGUGUGGAAUGAACACCUGCUCAAACAGUGACAAUGACAGUGGCUGGGAAAUGGUAAAACAAGCACAAGGUGGGCCUGAAAUGGACCGCUCCACUCUACCCACUGCCAGCAGUAAGAAUGGUACAGAAGAAGGUUAUUUCAUGCAUGCUAGCACAGCAAGCGGUGAGGAAGGUAAAACCUCACGGCUGGAGACCAAGAUGAUGGAGCCAACCAGAGAGUGUCAUGUCCAGUGUCUCCAGUUCUAUUAUUACCACAGUGGGGACGAGUCAGACAUAUUGAACAUCUGGAUCAGAGAGUUUGACGAUCAAUUCGACUCUGAGGGAACCCGCCGCCUCAUGGGACAGAUCACUGGUCCUCAAACAUCUCACUGGCAUAUCCAUCAUAUUUCCCUGAAUGCCACCAAGCACUUCCAGGUGGAGUUUGAGGCUCGUACAGGAGCAGGGAACUCUUCAGGCGGUUUCUCAAUUGAUGACAUCAAUCUGUCCGAGAUCGAAUGUCCACAUGGAACCUUGCAGAUAGAUAAUUAUAUGGAGAGCAACAACAAUAAAUCUACAAUCUACAGCCCACGGCAGUACACCGUAGACGGCUAUGCCUACCGUAUAGCAGUGCAGUUUAAGGGAUUUUAUUUGUCACUGUUUAUGCAAAUGUUGUCAGGCGAAAAUGAUGAGAAGCUGCAGUGGCCUUGCUUACAAAGGCAAAUUACUCUACGAAUGCUGGAUCAGACAACAAACUUACAGCUGCACAUGUCAGGUGAAAUAAGUUUCACCUCUAGCCCAAAUGACGUCAACAACUUUGGUUUAAGUCCAUGGGACAAUCCUCGUAAGAAUGGAACUGAAUUUGUUGAUGAGAAUGAUCAGACUGCCUUUGCCGGACCAUUGAUGGGCUACACAACUUUUGCAUAUCGUGAUCUAAUUCAAUCCAGAAACUACGUCAAGGGAGACAGUUUGAUUAUAACCUUCAGCUUCCAAGAUCUCAAUCCCUUGAUAAAUGAAAGUGCUUUACCAUGUCCUGAGCUGGCACCAGUGAAGAUUGCACAUCCUCCCAUGGAUCUGGAUGGUGGCCCAUGUGUACCACGCAUCUUUGGCUUCUCUCCUGCAAUGGUGGCUUCUCCUGUCCUCACCCUGCUGCUCGCACUGAUGCUUUCAAUGCCAUGAUGGACAGGACCAGCAUUUUGCCUUGAUUGCUUAUUCACAAAAAAGGCUGUACUGGGAGACACUGGUCAGGGAUACAUAGUUCAUUCAGACCAGAGCCUUGCUCUUGUGUCAUAAACAAGUGAGAAUUGAAGAAAUGCCUCCAAUAAAACCAAAUUACAUUGUGUGGUGGGAUCGUAUACUUAAGUUAUUUUUUUAUGCAAAUUAUAAUUUAUGGAUUAUUCUUGAAAAUAUUUUAAGUGGUUUUUGGGAUAUCAUGUAAUACUAUAUUUCUUUAAAGAUAAAAAUUAGAACAUAUACACAAAUACUAUAAGCAUACUUUUGAAAUACUGAUGGAUACAUGUUAUUGAUUAAAGAUUGUGUCGUUUAAAAAUGUCUUUACUUUAAUAAAGAUGUGGUGGUAAUGGA
Molecule: messenger RNA, 2259 nt
Organism: Platichthys flesus (European flounder)
Lineage: Eukaryota; Metazoa; Chordata; Actinopteri; Pleuronectiformes; Pleuronectidae
Product: meprin A subunit beta-like
Exons: 11
Coding region: 1-1854 (617 amino acids)
Biological process (GO): proteolysis
Cellular component (GO): membrane
Molecular function (GO): protein binding; metalloendopeptidase activity; zinc ion binding
Source: RefSeq, a predicted model, not a curated record